UUGGAGGCUCCAACUUCUGCAGGGGCAGCGGUGCCUGCGCCGCAGCAUCGCCUGGAAACCUCGCCUGUCAUUUCUUCCCUUUUUUUUUUUUUUUUUAAAGCUAAAAAAAGAAAUUUGCCUCGCUGCCUGAAAUCCCCAUGGAAUCCAAGGAAGGGUUCAGGCAGGAAAGGGCCAACGCAUCUUGGUGGGAUGAUGUCCACUCCAGCCCGGCAGUGCACGACGUGGAAUGCUGCUGGGAAUGAAGUGCACGCUCGACAUUUGCUGCAUCUGCCGGAGAGUCAGGGUUCAGUGGCUGCCUCCCCUUCAACCAGCUGUUCCAUUUAAUCACUGCACUUCUAACUUUUGCCUUGCGAUGCCUGACGGCCAGUUGAGCCGGGAGAACUAGCACGGGAUUUUUAAGACCAACUAAAAAAACCUGUACCCUUUAUUAUCCUACUUCUACACGGGACUGGCGAGGCACACUUUAAACAGCCAUGUAAAGACCUUUCUUUCUGAAGGAUUGCCACAUUUUUGAGUCCUUGCAAACUGGAGUGCCCAGGACGAUUUCUUUCUAUAUUUUCCUGCUGUGAAGUGAGGAGCCGCGUGUGUUGUUGCUGCUUGGCUGUGGGAGGCAGCCUGAAAGUGAGCUGGAGCUGGCUGGAAAGUGAUUCCAGUUCAGGCAGGGGGAGAGAAAGGAGAGGCUGGUACAGUUAGUUGAAUGAUUUGAUAGAUAACAGCAGACAUGCUCUGUGGACUGAAAAAGGAUUUGCAGUCAGACUUUGAUGAUGGCCCUUACUCGAAGGGGAGCAAGGACUCUGGUGGGAUGGACUCAGCCCUGGUCUCCAGGAGGCAAAGCAUCCCAGAGGAGUUCAGAGGUGUCACCAUUGUGGAGCUGAUUAAGAAGGAAGGAAGCACCCUUGGGUUAACCAUUUCAGGUGGCACGGACAAGGAUGGAAAGCCAAGAGUCUCUAAUCUGCGACCAGGAGGACUGGCUGCGAGAAGUGACCAGCUGAACGUCGGGGAUUACAUCAAGUCAGUGAACGGCAUCAACCUGACCAAGCUGCGGCACGACGAGAUCAUCAGCCUGCUGAAGAACGUGGGCGAAAGGGUAGUGCUGGAAGUGGAGUAUGAGCUCCCACCAGCCGUGCCAGAGAGCAGUGCUGGCAUUAUUCCCAAGACCAUUGAGGUGUCCCUCUACAAAGAAGGCAACAGCUUUGGCUUCGUGCUGAGAGGGGGAGCCCAUGAAGACUGGCACAAGUCCAGGCCACUGGUGCUCACCUAUGUGAGGCCGGGUGGCCCAGCAGACAGGGAAGGUUCCUUGAAAAUUGGGGACAGGCUGCUGAGUGUCGAUGGGAUCCCUCUGCACAGCAUGACCCACGCUGAUGCCCUCAACAUCCUGCGGCAGUGCAGCCAGGAGGCACUCUUCCAGAUCGAGUAUGAUGUGACCAUCAUGGAUACUGUAGCAAAUGCUUCAGGUCCUUUGCUAGUUGAAAUAGCAAAGACUCCAGGGUCUACACUAGGAAUCUCACUGACGACAAACAUGCACCGGAACAAGCAGGUCAUUAUCAUCGACAAGAUCAAGCCAGCCAGUGUGGUGGACAGAUGUGGCGCGUUGCAUGUUGGAGACCAUAUUCUCUCCAUUGAUGGCACGAGCACAGAGCACUGCUCUUUAUUAGAGGCAACUCAGCUUUUAGCUGCUACUUCAGAAAAUGUCAAGCUGGAGAUAUUACCUGUUCACCAAAGCAGGCUGCCUUUGAAGCCUCCAGAAACAGUCAAGGUGCAGAAGAGUGACCACCACCACUGCUGGGACCCCUGUGUCAACUACUGUCACACCCACCACCCUGGGCACUGCAAGACACCCACUUGGAACCAGACACCUGGACAGGACUACUGCAAAUCUCUGGUGGCUGCCAACUUCUCAUCUCCCACCAUGAACACGCAGGGCUUCCCCUGCCAAAACUCCAACACGCUACCUCGCAGCUCCCACCCCAUGAGCCCCCGCACCACCAUGCUGAGGAGGAGGCAGAAGAAGAAGGAGCACAAAAGCUCAUUGUCACUGGCCUCCAGCACGGUGGGUCCCGGCGGGCAGAUAGUCCACACGGAGACAACAGAGGUGGUGCUCAGGGGAGACCCUUUGAAUGGCUUUGGACUUCAGCUCCAGGGAGGCAUCUUUGCUACCGAAACCCUGUCUUCCCCACCUCUCGUCCGUUUUAUUGAGCCUGACAGCCCGGCAGAGAGGUGUGGGCUGCUGCAAGUAGGAGACAGAGUCCUGUCUAUCAACGGCAUUGCGACUGAGGACGGGACCAUGGAGGAAGCUAAUCAGCUUUUGCGUGAUGCCGCCCUCACCAACAAAGUGGAGCUUGAGAUUGAAUUUGAUGUUGCAGAGUCUGUCAUACCCAGCAGUGGUACUUUCCACGUUAAAUUGCCCAAGAAAAGGGGUGUAGAGCUUGGAAUUACAAUCAGCUCUGCGAGCAGAAAGCCUGGGGAGCCUUUGAUCAUCUCUGAUAUCAAGAAGGGGAGUGUAGCACAUAGAACUGGAACCUUGGAGCCAGGAGACAAGCUGUUAGCCAUUGAUAACAUCCGACUCGACAAUUGCUCAAUGGAGGAUGCUGUGCAGAUUUUAAGGCAGUGUGAAGACCUGGUCAAAUUGAAGAUUAGGAAGGAUGAAGAUAACUCUGAUGAGCAGGAGACCACGGGGGCUAUUAUCUACACGGUGGAGCUGAAGAGAUAUGGUGGGCCCCUGGGAAUAACCAUCUCUGGGACAGAAGAACCCUUUGAUCCUAUUGUCAUUUCAGGCUUGACUAAACGAGGGCUGGCAGAAAGAACUGGAGCCAUCCAUGUUGGUGACCGGAUAUUAGCCAUUAAUAACGUGAGCCUCAAGGGGAAGCCACUGAGCGAGGCCAUUCACCUGCUGCAGAUGGCAGGAGAGACAGUCACUCUGAAGAUCAAGAAGCAGAUGGAGAAAUCCUAUUCCAAGAAGCCGGGGAGUAUAAAUGAAGUGAGUGACCCUGAAGAUGAACUGACAGACUCCCAGAAAACCAGCAAGCUGUCUGAGAUAUACGCUGCCACAAUUCCUAGUGUGGACAGUGCUAUGGAGUCCUGGGAUGGCUCCGGCAUUGAUGCUGGGUAUGGAAGCCAAGGUACAUACAUACCUCAGGCUGCAGGUAUAACCCUCCAUCCCCACGAAUGGAGACACAGCAGGCAAAAGAGCAGCACUCCUCCGGGGGACCCCAGGAAAAACUACCCCUACAUGGAUGGAAGCUUCAGUGAAGAUGACUGGGACAAGCCCAGCAGAUACCCCAACCGCCAAAAUGGCCUUGAGACCACUCAUGAGGAUAGUUUUUGGCGUGUUUUUGGAGAAGCUUUGGAGGAUUUGGAAACAUGCGGCCAGUCUGAACUUUUGAGGGAGAUUGAGGCAUCCAUCAUGACAGGGAGCGUGCACAACCUGGGCCUGGAGGGCAGCAAGCUGCUAGUGGACUCUGUCAACCCAUCAGGAAUGAGCCCAUUGAGGAAAGCAAACCCCAGCUGUGAUGAUGGACAGACUGAGAGCAGCAGCUCCCCUGCCAAGAAGAAUGACAGGAAUCGGGACAUGAAGAAGAUUGAGAAGGAAAUGCAGGAAAUCAUGUCUCCUACCCCCCUCGAGUUUCACAAGAUGACACUCCACAAAGACCCGGAGAGCGAAGACUUCGGGUUCAGUGUUUCGGAUGGCCUGCUAGAGAAAGGUGUCUAUGUAAAUAUGGUCCGUCCGGAUGGGCCAGCAGAUCAGUGUGGCCUCAAGCCAUAUGACAGAGUGCUUCAGGUAAACCGCAUCCGAACAAGAGACUUUGACUGCUGUCUGGCUGUUCCCCUGAUUGCGGAGGCUGGAGAUAAGCUGGACCUGGUGAUCAGCAGAAACCCCCUGGCAUUGGCUGCCAAUGCUCCCUUGGAGGGGAAUGGAGAGCUGCCAGGACAGGCAGCCCAUGGCACUGAGGACAAGGCGAACAUCCAAACGCUCUGAGCAGCGGGAGCAGAGAGGACAGUGCUCAGGGCCUCUGCUGAGCUCUUGUGGUAUUUGGGGUGUUUUUCCUGUUUUUUUGCACUGGUAUUUGUAAACGCUGUGUGUACCAUAACCUUCAAGUGGGGAGGUGGGUCUUCAGUGAACUGUUGUCUGUAGACCGCCAAAUGUUGCUGGGAAGGUCAUAGCUGGAUGUGCAUCUCAGGCUGAGCGCAGCCGUGGGGUGGUAGGAUGAGCUGCCGACAGGAGGAAGGAGCAUCCACAGCCAUCCCCCAUGGCAGGGCAUCCCCCUGCCCCCUGGCCAUUGCGGGGUGUGGGGUCCUGCCUCUGACACCCUCCUCGCCCUGAAGGCAUGGGCCAUCCUAUAAACACACGUGGUGCUAUUAUGUUUCUUGUUUGCUUGGUUGGUAGCAAGACUGAAAUGUCUUUUCUGUUCUGCCCAGCCCCAUCCUUUAAACACUUCCAAUAAAUGGAUGUCCUCAGCCCCUGGCAUUCCUGGUGCAGGGCUGUCAAGAGUCCUGUUUAAACAUUUCAAAAUGUGCUUCAGAGUGGGUGGAUGUGAUUCUUGAUCAAAAAUUGGUAUUUGCAGCUGCCUCCUGCCAGCCCCAUCCACAUUCCCUGCCAGGGCUGGCACCUCAUCUCUCCAUUGAUUCCCAUGAGCAAUGUGGUGACCUGUGCUGGCGCAGUUCUUACAGAGCAGAAGGCUGAACCCGAGGCUAAAGGCUCUGAAUACCUGCCCAGAUCCUCAGCCACCUUGCUCAUCUGGGCUUUAUGGAGGUGCCUGCAAGUCUGGCCUGUACCCACAAUCAAACAGCAGACUAGCCAUCUUCCCAGGGCUGUCCCUGAUAUUUUGGACUAAUAACCCUGUCAGGCAGUGGCAUGAGAAGCCCUUCGUUAGCUGGAGGUUGUGUCCUGUGUCCUGCGUGGUCUGGGCAGUGUGUGUGCCCUUGUGGGUUCGGCUGCUCUCCCCCAGUCUCCCUGCCUUUGCCUGCCUCUGGCCUCUCUGUGGUUUUGCAAGCAUGAUGCCCCGUGGUCACUCCUCUCCCUCCCAAGAGCCCCCAGCCCUGUGGAGAACAGGGGCUGUGAUGUUUGCAUCAUGUCCUCAUCUUCCUGCCAUGUUUCACCUAUUAGCACUUUAUGAUAAUGUCCGUGUCCCGGUGAUGAUGGCGUGAGCCUGGCACUGUUUUCCCCGGGAAGGCUCAGGCAUGGUGGGGAUGAGGAGCUUGCUCAGUUGGAGCCCUGGAGCCCUGGCACCCACCACCCUGGGUCUCUGCUCACCCUUUUGGUUCCUCCAUCACCACCUGCAUUCUGGUGGUGUGUGUAGGGAUUUGGAUGGGUCUAUGUGACAUGUUUGUCGCUUUGCUGAGGCAGAACUUGUCCCCCACCAUCCAUCCCUGAGCUACUUUGCGACUCUGACCCUCUGCAAUAGUGCGAUGUGUUAGGUGUCCAGACGUGUCUGGCCCCAUCCAGCUAUCUGUUGUUGUAGCCAUGUUCUCCUGGAGUAUGCAAUAUCCCAUUCCAUUGCUGCCACAACUAGAUAAUGUGCCAUAAUCAAUACUGUGGAGCAUUGACAGUGCAGCCGGAAGUGUUUUUAUAUGCAAUAUUCUGAGCAGUGGAAGCUCAUGGGGCUUCUCAUAGGUUUUUAAUGAAGACUUUUAUUAAAGGCUUUAAAAAAAAAAAAAAAAAGGAAGAAAAACUUGGUCCUUGUAUCCCUUCCUAUGCAUUUUGAAUGAUAUGAAGAUGAAAUGCAUUACUUAAAUGUGUAUUUUUAUCCAUAUAUUAGAGUGUAUUCCUUGUAAAGUAUUUUUAUAUGCUAAUUUUCUUAUGUAUCUAUGAAAGCACAAUAUUUAAAAGUACAGCAUUUCAAAGAAUAUUUUAGUCCUGUUUUGGACCUAUUUGUAAAUCUCUGUAUUUAAAUGGGAUUGCAAUGACUUUGACUUUUUUUUUUAAAUUAAAUAAAAGCAAAUGAAAUGCG
Apus apus (common swift) is the source of this 5948-nucleotide messenger RNA. RefSeq names its product glutamate receptor interacting protein 2 (gene GRIP2). Gene Ontology annotation, molecular function: protein binding. Bases 722 to 3976 code for a protein of 1084 amino acids. Gene Ontology annotation, biological process: neurotransmitter receptor transport, endosome to postsynaptic membrane. The transcript is spliced from 24 exons. The record is from RefSeq and is a predicted model, not a curated record. Lineage: Eukaryota; Metazoa; Chordata; Aves; Apodiformes; Apodidae.